UUCUUACCUGAAAAUAUAUUCAAUGCAGAUGAGACAGGUCUUUAUUAUCGCAGUUUACCACAACGUUCAUUUGUUUUGAAAUCUGAUAAAAGGAAAGGCAUCAAGACAGCCAAAGAAAGAAUAACUGUUCUUUUAGCUUGCUCUCAGACAGGGGAAAAAUUGCCACCUUUGGUCAUUGGCUAUGCAGAAAAUCCUCGAUGUUUUAAAGCCUUGAAAAAAAACAGUUUACCUGUGAUGUAUCGCUGGAACAAAAGGGCAUGGAUGACUGCCAGAUUAUUUUUAGAGUGG
This is a messenger RNA of Helobdella robusta, 288 nucleotides long. RefSeq lists its product as hypothetical. Lineage: Eukaryota; Metazoa; Annelida; Clitellata; Rhynchobdellida; Glossiphoniidae. Gene Ontology annotation, molecular function: DNA binding. The annotation marks the transcript as partial. The record is from RefSeq and is a predicted model, not a curated record. Gene Ontology annotation, cellular component: nucleus. The transcript has 2 exons.